CUCUGCGCCGUUUUCGCGGGAAGGGCCCAGGGGCCUCCCACUUCGAGUCGUGGGAGCUGCGGGUCUUACCGGGAGAGACCCUGCACGUGGAGCCCGCGCCGCUGCGCUUCUCAGCCGGCUCUGGAGCGCGGGCGGGGGCGACGGGGCCGAAUCCGGAGCGGGGCUGAACUUUUGAAAUACUUCAGCCAUGACGAAAAGAGAAGCAGAGGAGCUGAUAGAAAUCGAGAUUGAUGGAACAGAGAAAGCAGAGUGCACAGAAGAAAGCAUUGUAGAACAGACCUACACUCCAGCUGAAUGUGUAAGUCAGGCCAUAGACAUCAAUGAGCCAAUAGGCAAUUUAAAGAAACUACUAGAACCAAGACUACAGUGUUCUUUGGAUGCUCACGAAAUUUGCCUGCAAGAUAUCCAGCUGGAUCCAGAACGAAGUUUAUUUGACCAAGGAGUAAAGACAGAUGGAACUGUACAGCUUAGUGUACAGGUAAUUUCUUACCAAGGAAUUGAACCAAAGCUAAAUAUCCUGGAAAUUGUUAAACCUGCGGAAACGGUUGAAGUAGUUAUUGAUCCAGAUGCUCACCAUGCGGAAGCAGAAGCACAUCUUGUUGAGGAAGCUCAAGUGAUAACUCUUGAUGGCACAAAACACAUUACGACCAUUUCAGAUGAAACGUCAGAACAAGUGACCAGAUGGGCGGCUGCACUGGAAGGAUAUAGGAAAGAGCAAGAGCGUCUUGGGAUACCCUAUGAUCCCAUACAGUGGUCCACGGACCAAGUCCUGCAUUGGGUGGUUUGGGUAAUGAAGGAAUUCAGCAUGACUGAUAUAGACCUCACUACACUGAAUAUUUCUGGAAGAGAACUCUGUAGUCUCAGCCAAGAAGAUUUUUUUCAGCGAGUUCCUCGGGGAGAAAUUCUCUGGAGUCAUCUGGAACUUCUUCGAAAAUAUGUAUUGGCAAGCCAAGAACAACAGAUGAAUGAGAUAGUUACAAUUGAUCAACCUGUGCAAAUUAUUCCAGCAUCAGUGCAGUCUGCUACACCAACUGCCAUUAAAGCUAUAAAUAGUAGUGCAAAGGCAGCUAAAGUACAAAGAGCUCCGAGGAUUUCAGGAGAAGAUAGGAGUUCGCCUGGAAACAGAACAGGAAACAAUGGCCAGAUCCAACUGUGGCAGUUUUUGCUAGAACUUCUUACUGACAAGGAUGCUCGAGACUGCAUUUCUUGGGUUGGUGAUGAAGGAGAAUUUAAGCUAAAUCAGCCCGAACUGGUUGCACAGAAAUGGGGACAACGUAAAAACAAACCUACAAUGAACUAUGAGAAACUUAGUCGUGCAUUAAGGUAUUAUUACGAUGGGGACAUGAUUUGUAAAGUUCAAGGCAAGAGGUUUGUCUACAAGUUUGUCUGUGACUUGAAGACUCUUAUUGGAUACAGUGCAGCAGAAUUGAACCGUUUGGUCACAGAGUGUGAACAGAAGAAGCUCGCGAAGAUGCAGCUGCACGGAAUCGCCCAGCCGGUCACAGCAGUAGCCCUGGCUGCUGCGUCCCUGCAGACAGAAAAGGAUACCUGAACCCAGGACCUUCUGGGAGUCCAAGGUCUUUCUUAAAAUGUUAGAGCAAGCAUUGCUCUUCCCUUUAUUACUGAAUUUGAAUCUUCUUUUAUUUCUAGACUGUACAAUCUGAUGCAUGAUUUUUUUUAUAAAUAUUUCAUACUCUUGUGAAUUUGGGUCUUUUUACUUUGAGCAUAUAUUUUAGAAUAUGUGUAUGUUAAACAAUCACCACAAUGUCUUUAGGCGGGUUCAUUGUGGGAUAGUUUGUUAACAGUCAGAAAAGCUAAACUGGUCAGUAUUAAUGUCUAGCCCUACCAAAAAUAGCCAGUAGCAUCUGAGGAUGAAAAAUAAAUGAAGUAUCUCCAGGAAACAGUCUGGCUUAACUAUUAAUAUUUUUGAAAAUAUAACUGUUUCCCCUCUCUGCUGCUUUAGAUGUUGCUUUACAUAAAAACCAGAAAAUGGAAUUUUUCACAGCUGAAGCAUGU
This is a messenger RNA of Budorcas taxicolor (takin), 2016 nucleotides long. It is a transcript of the gene GABPA, whose product is annotated as GA binding protein transcription factor subunit alpha. The record is from RefSeq and is a predicted model, not a curated record. The transcript is spliced from 10 exons. Gene Ontology annotation, molecular function: sequence-specific DNA binding; DNA-binding transcription factor activity, RNA polymerase II-specific. Bases 188 to 1552 code for a protein of 454 amino acids. NCBI's taxonomy places the organism in Eukaryota, Metazoa, Chordata, Mammalia, Artiodactyla, Bovidae. Gene Ontology annotation, biological process: regulation of transcription by RNA polymerase II; cell differentiation. Gene Ontology annotation, cellular component: nucleus.